Messenger RNA from Esox lucius (northern pike), 1016 nucleotides. RefSeq names its product interleukin 11b (gene il11b). Lineage: Eukaryota; Metazoa; Chordata; Actinopteri; Esociformes; Esocidae. Gene Ontology annotation, biological process: positive regulation of MAPK cascade; positive regulation of cell population proliferation. Gene Ontology annotation, molecular function: growth factor activity; cytokine activity. The coding region runs from base 44 to 622 and encodes 192 amino acids. Gene Ontology annotation, cellular component: cytoplasm. The record is from RefSeq and is a predicted model, not a curated record. The transcript is spliced from 5 exons.
GCUGCUGACAGUUUGUGUGCAACUUUGGGAUUUUGGUGUAACAAUGAAAUUGCCACUUGAUUCCGUCCGGUCUUUCCUCCGAUUGCUGGUACUGGCCCAUCUGAUUGUCCUGUCGUGGUCAUGGCCCACUAUCCGCCCCGUGUGUGACCAUCUGAAAUUGAUGUCCACGCAAAUGAAAAGCCUGAGAAUUUUGACCCGGGACCUAAAGAAAGAAAGUGAGAUUAGCAGUAUGGAGUACAAGCUAGACACUCUUCCGGAGAUGAAAUAUACAGCAGAUCACCUAAGAUCACUAAAGCUAAACGACUCCCUCUUGCAACUUUACAAGGACCUCAGUUCAUUUAAGUUGCACAUCGACUGGCUGAUUAAUAUUCAAGGGAAUACAAGCCCUGUCAAAUCAGAAGAGGUCUCUAAAGUACUGCAGCGUAUUUUACACCUCUGCAAUACAACUCUAAAGCAGAUUGUGUGCCCAAUACCAUUGAUUUCCAAACCUUCAUUACCCACACAACUUCAAACCUGGGACGUGGCUAUACUGUCCAACGAAAUCCUUGAACGUUUAUUAUUUUCCUGUGACUGGUCUAUCCGAGUGCUGUCCACACUUUGGUCUCAGACUCAUUGCCGUUGACAUCAAGAUUCUUGUCAUCUUGGAUCCUUUCAUGUGCCGGUUGCACUUUAUUUUGCAAGUCUGAUGUCCAUCUGUAGAUAAUAUAAAGAUUACUGUUAAGGUUAAACAUUUGAGGUUGAGUAUUGUUAGGGUAAAGGCUAAGGUUUGGGUUAGAAUAUAUUAUAGGGUUAGGGUUAGGAUAAAUGUCAAGGUUAGAAAUAGGUUCACUUUUUAUUGAAAUGGGACUGGUAGUUUGAAGAUUUAGAAGUCUCUAAAGCAUCUACAGACGGACUAUCAGGACUUCAAAUAAAGUGUUACUCAAAUGGCUUCCUCCAAAGUACUGUAACUUAUUCAAUGUAAUUAGAGGUUUAUGCCACCUUUCUAAGUGCGCUUACUUACUGUGAAUGUGAACUUG